UUGCAUUGUUUAGGUCAAGGAGAUGCAGGAGCUGCAGCUGGAGGAAGUCAAGGACCGCGACCAUCGAAUAAGCGCUUGCAGCAGACGCAAGCGCAAGUCGACGAAGUGGUUGGGAUCAUGAAGGUAAAUGUAGAAAAAGUGCUGGAACGUGAUCAGAAGCUAUCUCAACUUGACGAUCGUGCUGAUGCUCUCCAGGAAGGUGCAUCUCAAUUUGAGAAGUCUGCGGCAACACUCAAAAGGAAGUAUUGGUGGAAAAACAUUAAGAUGAUGAUCAUUAUGUGUGCCAUCACAGUGAUUCUUAUCAUUAUCAUUGUGCUAUGGGUAAGUGGAAAGUAG
This is a messenger RNA of Angiostrongylus costaricensis, 336 nucleotides long. The record is from the annotation of a GenBank genome assembly. NCBI's taxonomy places the organism in Eukaryota, Metazoa, Nematoda, Chromadorea, Rhabditida, Metastrongylidae.